AUGGCUACCGAAACUCUCCCCGAGCUGAAAAAAGUGCUGCUGAACGAAGACGGACAGACCGCGCUGGCCCUGCGGUUCCGAGCGCUGUUUUCGCUCAAGGACAUGGGUGAAAAGGGCGACAACGGCGCCAUCGAUGUGAUUGCCGAGGGCUUCAAGGACGACUCCGAGCUGCUCAAGCACGAGCUGGCCUACGUUCUGGGCCAGACCAAAAACUUCCACGCAGUCAAGCCUCUGCAGGGAGUGCUGGCCGACACCAACCAGCAGGCCAUGGUGCGACACGAGGCUGCCGAGGCUCUGGGAGCUCUGGGAGACAAGGGCUCCGUGGCCAUGCUGCAGGAGUACUUUGAGAACGACCCUCUGGAGGUGAUUCGAGAGACGUGCGAGCUUGCACUGGAGCGAAUCAAGUGGGAGAACUCGGAGGCUGCCAAGACGGAGACUCUGCAAAAGUCUGCCUACACCUCCAUUGACCCUGCUCCUCCUCUGCCCACCGACCAGGCCGAGGGCUCCGAUAAGGCCACCGUGGAGAAGCUGCAGAAGACCCUGAUGGACAAGUCGCAGAGCCUGUUCCACCGGUACAGAGCCAUGUUCCGUCUGCGAGACAUUGGAACCGAAGACGCUGUUCUGGCACUUGCUACCGGCUUCGAUGACUCCUCUGCUCUUUUCCGACAUGAGAUUGCCUACGUGUUUGGCCAGAUGAGCGAUCCUGCCUCCGUUCCUGCUCUCAUCAAGGUACUUGGCAAGACCGAGGAGGAGGGAAUGGUCCGACACGAGGCCGCUGAGGCUCUGGGCUCCAUUGCCACCGACGACGUGCUGCCCAUUCUCAAGAAGUUUGCCGAGGACAAGGACCAGGUGGUCCGAGAGUCUGCCAUUGUCGCUCUGGACAUGUACGAGUACGAAAACUCCAACGAGGUCGAGUACGCUCACUAG
This is a messenger RNA of Yarrowia lipolytica CLIB122, 927 nucleotides long. RefSeq lists its product as uncharacterized. Lineage: Eukaryota; Fungi; Ascomycota; Dipodascomycetes; Dipodascales. Gene Ontology annotation, biological process: peptidyl-hypusine biosynthetic process. The record is from RefSeq and is a predicted model, not a curated record. Gene Ontology annotation, molecular function: deoxyhypusine monooxygenase activity.